AAUGUCUGCAGCAUGUGACUUCGUUGUGCUCCACACUGGUCAGAAGAUGCCUCUCAUAGGACUGGGAACUUGGAAAAGUGACCCUGGCCAAGUGAAAGAAGCAGUGAAACGUGCCCUAAGUGUGGGUUAUCGCCACAUUGACUGCGCAGCAGCUUACAGCAAUGAAGCAGAGAUAGGUGAGGCUUUCCAGGAAUGCGUUGGGCCCAACAAGGUUAUUAAAAGGGAGGACCUAUUUGUAACAUCAAAGCUCUGGAAUACCAAGCACCACCCAGAAGAUGUGGAGCCAGCGCUUAGGAAAACACUUGGAGAUUUGAAGCUGACUUACCUGGACCUGUACCUCAUGCACUGGCCUCAUGCCUUUGAACGAGGGGACAAUCUCUUUCCAAAGAAUCCUGAUGGCAUGAUGCGUUAUGAUUACACUGAUUACAAGGAUACCUGGAAGGCUAUGGAGAGGCUGGUAGAAAAAGGUCUUGUGAAAUUCAUUGGGCUGUCAAACUUCAAUAGCCGUCAGAUUGAUGAUGUACUCAGUGUGGCUACUGUCAAACCAGCUGUGCUCCAGGUGGAAUGUCAUCCCUAUCUAGCUCAGAAUGAGCUGAUAGCUCACUGCCAGAAGCGAGGACUGGUUGUCACUGCCUACAGUCCACUUGGCUCUCCAGAUCGAAUGUGGAAACAUCCAGAUGAGCCCGUGCUUCUAGAAGAACCUGGGAUCAAAAAAUUGGCAGAAAAAUACGGCAAGUCACCUGCCCAGAUCAUCCUCAGGUGGCAAGUGCAGCGUAAAGUUGUUGCCAUUCCCAAGAGUGUCACUCCUGCUCGCAUUCUGCAGAAUCUCCAGGUGUUUGACUUCAGUCUCACAGAAGAGGAGAUGAGCCACAUUGGGAGCCUGAAUAAAAACUGGCGUUACAUUGUGCCAAUGAUUACGGUGAAUGGAAAGCUAGUAGCAAGAGAUGCUGGACACCCCCACUACCCCUUCAAUGACCCCUAUUAACUACUGGAAAAUAAGGUGUUAGAAUAACAUGCUCCUCUGGGUGCCCUUCCACAAAGUAAUUGUUGCCACCGUUUAUCAAAAAGCCUGUCCAAAUAAAACCUUCCUUUCUGAAUAGGAGGCCUGAGAAGGUUUACCUAUAUAUACUGCUUUUAAUUGACCUCCUUUCUGAAGAUAUUGUAGCUUCCAUGUCAAAGUUUGUGGGAUUUGUUACAAUGACUGCAAGCUUGCUCCUGGAAGCAUCAAAUGUUUUGGGGAUUAGACAGAGUGGUGGAGUCCAAAUCAAGCUCCAAGCGCUUCAUAAUUGGGCUAGGGCAAUAGUUUGGAUUUACUGUAUGUAAAACGGUUUUGAAUUCUUUAGUUAUUACCACGAGAGAGGGGGGGGGGGAAAAAAAAAGGAGGGGAGGGGACAAAGCAGUAGCAUGAAACCAUUUUCUGACUAAACAACUGCUCAGUUAUUGACUUUGAUAUCCUUAUUAGCGUUUUUAUACAGGGAACAAAGUGAAAGUGCUAUGGUUGCGCUAUGUCUGUAAAGCAUUAAUUACAGCCCAAAUAACCAGCCACGUCCAGUGUUUUUUAUUCCCUUUAGAGUACUUGUGGGACUUUGAUCUGCAUUUUCUUUUUCUUUUAACUGUUAUGUGAACUUGAGGGAAGUAAAUGCAUAUCCGGGAGCAGGCCUUCAGGGUAAUCCUUUCUGUUACUUGUCGCAAAGAUAGGUUUUAGCUCUGGCAAUGACCGAUUGUCCCAUCGCAAAAGCAUCAAUAACUUUGUUAGCAAGUCUUGGGGAAAUCCAUCCUGCCUUACCCAUAAUGUUGUCCAGUGUGUCUUAACCAAAGAUGUCCAGUUUGAGUUCUGGAAGAUCACAGAAUUAGUUCCUGACUAUAUAAUAAGACUGACUAUAAUAAGAGCAAAGACCUAGGCCCCUUCUAUUUUAAUGUGUCCUUUUCAAUUGCUGUCUGGGCUGGGACUUGGGAUAGCUGGUCCUGUCCCACAUUCUACCACUGAGUCAUUUGCCUUUUCUGUGCCUCUGUUUUCCAACUUGCCAUGUCUCUGUGUUGUUCUGAGGCAGGGACUAAUUUACUGAGUGCUGAUGUACCAUUGAGUACUGCUGGAUCUCUAGCAGUAACAACAUUUUGUUUUGUUUUAGUCUCCCAGUAAUGAAUUGUCUAGCCAUCUGAGUAUAAAAGGGUGUAAGGUGUUAAACAGUGCUCUGAUAGUAAUACCAUUUGUGGCCUUACCAAUGUUGUUUAACUUUUUGACUUUUUCUACCUGUAAAAUAGGACUGAUGCUUAUUCGCCAUUGUGCAGACAUGGUAACAAGGCACAGUUUCUAAAGCUUAUCAGAAUUAAAACAGAGGGAUUCUUUCAGAUCCAUUGAUGCCAUUCAGAGAGUGUCGUAGGCAAGAGUUCUGGUUAACUGCUGGAUAAAGAAAGCGUAACUAACUGUAAGUGAAAUAAAGAACGCUUUUUUUUUCCCCAUAGCAGUAACAACCCUCUGUAUUCAAGUAGUUCAAAAACUUAAAAAAAUAUGUACUAUCUUAGUUUUGCUACCUUUAUUUCAUUUGUAGUAGGCCUGUAUUAAAACCAUAUAGCAUAAUCUCGAGCAUAAUGCAGGCCAGUGUCUCCUCAGGUAUUUUCUGCUAUGAGCUGCACAGCAGGCAGAUGAAUUGGAACAAAUCUAAUUUUUAAAUAAACAUUACAAAAAGCGAUAAAAGAAUUUUUCUGUCCCUUAGCAAAGUGUUUUCUAAUGCAGUCUACUGCUGAACUUACUUGAGUACAGAAAACCAUUACAACUCGGUGAGGUUUCUUUACUAGACUGGAAGGGAGACAAAUCUAUGUGUUUUUUUUUUUUUUAUUAUUCUAAUCAAACAUGGAUGACUUGGAGUAUGGUUCCUGCUGCAAAUCAAUAAGGAAGCAAUUUUACUUUGAAGGCGCUUUGUAGAAUGAUAACAGCAGUCCUCCUGUCAAGAAAAAUGGCUUUUGUCACUUGUAUUUCCACUUGUAUGUUUGCAUGCUUUAAAUAAAUAUUGUAUUCAGUGUA
Molecule: messenger RNA, 3022 nt
Organism: Struthio camelus australis
Lineage: Eukaryota; Metazoa; Chordata; Aves; Struthioniformes; Struthionidae
Source: RefSeq, a predicted model, not a curated record